Molecule: messenger RNA, 1728 nt
Organism: Clupea harengus (Atlantic herring)
Lineage: Eukaryota; Metazoa; Chordata; Actinopteri; Clupeiformes; Clupeidae
Gene: arl5c
Product: ARF like GTPase 5C
Molecular function (GO): GTPase activity; GTP binding
Source: RefSeq, a predicted model, not a curated record
GUUUUCCUCCUAGUCUCACUCAUCUGUUGGUGAAUAGUGAAAGGCAGACAUCACAUUUUAAGAAGCGAAUAUAGGCUUUAGUUUGAGUAAAGUAAGGUAUCAGGUGUCUGUGUUGAGGUUUAAUACCGAACUUGAAAGUUAUUUCACAUUACUCAAUAAAAGCGAAAGGGGCAUCCUUUUGGUAGCUCGUUGACAUCGCCGCGUAACUUAACGUAGGCUACAGGGUUAGUAGCUAACGUUAGAUAGAUAUCCAGCAACGUUACCUGAGUUAGCGGUUCACGCUGGAUCGCCAUCCGCUUAAAAGGGGCAUUUAAAUCUGCUUAUAGACGCUUCAGGUAACGUUGUGUUGGGGUGAGGUAGCCUAUUGUAAGGAGGUCUUAUUUGCAGUUUGUGGAAAAUGGGACUGCUUUUCACGAAGUUGAUGACGGUGUUUGGGGACAAGGAACAUAAGGUAAUCAUCGUGGGCUUGGAUAACGCUGGAAAGACUACAAUCCUUUAUCAGUUUUUGACAAAGGAAGCGGUUCAGACGACUCCCACCAUUGGCAGUAACGUUGAGGAAAUAGCUGUGAGGAAAACACGGUUCCUUGUCUGGGACAUCGGAGGCCAGGAGAGCCUGAGGGCCAGCUGGAGCUCCUACUACUGCAACACAGAGAUUGUGAUUUUGGUGGUGGACAGUACUGACCGUGAGCGGCUGACUCUUACCAAAGACGAGUUGCAUCGAAUGCUGGCACACGAGGAGCUGCAGAAUGCAUCAGUGCUGGUCCUGGCCAACAAGCAGGACAUCAAGAACUCCAUGUCAGCAGCAGAGAUCUCCCAGUGCCUCACUCUCAGCUCACUCACCACUCAUUCUUGGCACGUUCAGGCCUGCUGUGCACUCACCGGGGAAGGGCUCCUGCAGAGUUUGGACUGGAUGAGGUCUCGAGUUCUGGCCAGCUAAGCUCCAGGACUGCAGACAUUCACACCUUCAAACCAUAAAAACAUGCCAGCCAUCAGCGUAUCACCUUCUGGCUCAGUGAGCUUUAAGACACAACUGGACCAUGCCUACCUAUGAGCCUUUUGUGGCAAAAAGAGAGGAAUUAUGUGCGUAUGUAUGUGUGAGUGAGUGAGUGAGUGAGUGAGUGAGUGAGUGAGUGAGUGAGUGAGAGAUUGAAACAGACAGAGAGAUAACUAUGACUUUGUUUACAUGCUGGUUGUUGAGUGUGCGUGCAUGCCUUUGUGGGUGUGUGGGUCUGAAUGAGUGUGUAUGUGCGCGCGUAUGUGUGAGACACCGUUCUAGUGGUCCACAUUGUUUACAUAACAAACUGGAUCUUUUUGAUCCCCAUGGAAAUGAUGAGCAGUCAGGACUGGUGAUGUCACUGCCCUACAGUCAUAUUGAUUGAAGAUCGCCAUUGGGUCAGUGUUCAGGGCCCAGCGGAUUGGUCUGUCCAAGGACACUAUUAUGACAUCACAGCGGGAAAGGCCAUCGAUGGGAAAUCUGCAGCUCUGCCACUGGUGCUGCAAUUAAGCUAUCAAUGAACCAUUUUACUUGAAGUAUUUAUAGGGAGCUAAUUUGCAUUAUAUAAAUGGUUAUAUGAUCAUUGUAUGCUGGCAAAAACAGACUUUGUUUUUACCGUUAGUUGCUCAUGGUUUUUCUUUUUUUUCUUUUUUUUUUUUGAAAAGAAGUAUUAUAUUUUGUGCAAAAAAAUACAUUUUUGUACAAAUAAAUGUUAUCAGUGCUAUGACUGUUAA